Scheffersomyces stipitis CBS 6054 is the source of this 3764-nucleotide messenger RNA. It is a transcript of the gene MED15, whose product is annotated as Med15p. Lineage: Eukaryota; Fungi; Ascomycota; Pichiomycetes; Serinales; Debaryomycetaceae. The coding region runs from base 308 to 3631 and encodes 1107 amino acids. The transcript is spliced from 3 exons. The record is from RefSeq and is a predicted model, not a curated record. Gene Ontology annotation, biological process: regulation of transcription by RNA polymerase II. Gene Ontology annotation, molecular function: transcription coregulator activity. Gene Ontology annotation, cellular component: mediator complex.
CUUUUCAUUUUUGUAGAUACCACGGACUAACCUCAUACCCAUAGCCAAUACCACCCACAACCAAGACUGUUUCUGCCAUCAGUCACCCACGUCCGGAUCAUUACCCGCCAUUGCUAGUGCUGCCACUAUCCACUAUAAAUCUCAUACAAAUAGUGCUCGGUGCUAAAAUUUCACAUAGUUAAUCAGAAUCAAUCCUCACCGUUGACCCCACUUCACCACAUCUCCACCCAAACACCCCACCACAUCUUCUACUUUCUACAGCAGAUAUUGCCACCACUAUAGACAUCGUAUCGCUUAUCUUGCUGCCAUGAACAACAUGCAACAGCCCCAACAGGGCAUGAGCACCUGGCAUCUGAUGUAUGCCGUGGCCGAACGUGAAAAAGUGGUCCAGUUUCUUACCAAUGCUUUGCGUGAGAUGCAAGGAGUUAACUACGAUCCACAGAGAGGUGCUGCUAUAGCCAGGGAGUUCGAGAAAUACACCUUCAUGAGAUCUUCGUCCCGCGACGAGUACCUUCGUCUUAUCAAACAGAAGAUCGAACAGCUCCGCUCGUCGGUCCGAGGCGUGCCCGGACGUCCACAACAACAACAGCAACAAGCUCAGCAGCAGCAGCAACAGCAGCAACAGCAACAGCAACAGUUACCUCGUCAACAAUUGCCUCAACAGAAUAUCCCCGGUGCUGGAAAUGUAGCUCGUAACCAGAACCAACCCAUGAAUGCCCAGAACCUCAACUUCCUUCAGCAGCAGGCUCAAGCAAGACAACAGCUGGCAGCUCAGAUCCAGGCCCAGAUGCGUGGCAACAAUAUGGGUCAGCCUAAUGGCCAGCUACCACAGCCUAAUGGACAACAGUCACAUCAGCAGAACCAGAGUCAGAAUCAAACUCAACAGCAGAAUCAACAACAACGACAGCAGCAACAACAACAACAACAACAACUGAACCAAGUGCAACAGCCAGCUGGAGCCAAUACCCCUGCCAAUCUCCAGCAGAUCCAGCAGAUCGUCAAGAAUUCCCCGAUCCCAAACGCGUUGUUGGCCAAAAUCCCCAAUCUUCCUCCAGGAGUCUCUACGUGGAACCAGGUAUUCGACUGUUUGCAAAAGAAGAUCAUUCCAAAUUCGGCUGUUUCCAUCAUCAAGGAUAUACACAACACACAUAUCCACUUGGUAUAUCGACAGCAGCAACAACAGAAGAUCAACCAGAUGCAAAACCAGCAGAGAAAUCAGAACCAACAGUCACAGGUGUCCCAGAUUCCGCCACAGAGACAACAGCAGCAACAGCAACCUCAACAAGUUAUGGGCGCAAGCAUGAGUCCCAACAUGGGCAAUGCGAACCCCAAUAAUGCUCCUAACAAUGCGAGACAACAGGCUCAGCAGCAACAGCAAGCUCAACAGCAGCAACAACAGCAGAGAAAUGCUAUGGCGAAUGGACCUCAAAUGAUGCAACAACCACAGCAGACUCCGUUGCCUGCUCCUAUGCAACUGUCUCCAUUACAGGGACAUCAACAACCAAUGCAAAGUCAACAGGCUCAGCAGCAACAGCAACAGAACCAGCCUAAAGCACCUGAUUUCCCUAUCACUCCUCAGGAUAUCAUGAAGUACAGUCCAGCCGCGAUGACAUUAUUGAGUCGUUUACGCUCCAAUAACACAAUUGUGAGUGAUCUUGACCAGAGCCAGAAGGAGAGCUUUAUUAGACGGUAUAUCCAGCACCAGAAGGCUCAACAAUGGAAAAAUGAGAUGGCAAUGAGAAACAACAGUAAUAACAGCAGUAAUGCAGGCACGGCAAUGAAUGUAGGUGGUUCAGCUAAUAACGGUAGUAAUUUCGCAGCUGUUCCACAGAACCGCCUUCAGCAGCAACAGAACCAGAUGAAACAGCAACAGCCCCCAGCUGCGCCAAUUCUGGAAGUUCCACCUCAGAUUCCGCAGCAGCUGCCUUUAAUAGGCAACAUGCCUGUGAAUCAAGCACAAAUGAUGAAGCCUCAAUCGCAACCACAGCCGCAAAUGAACCCGAUGUCUUCUCCUGUGUUGAACCAGAGACCAGCUUCAAGUAUGCAAAUGAAUAAUGUUAAUGCUUCCUUUGCUAACAAUGGUCCAAACAACUUGAAUACUGUCAGCCAGCAGCCUCAACAGCAGCAGCAGUCUCAGCAGCAGGCAACACAGGCACUGCAACAACAGAGCGCUGCUGCCUUCUUACCACCAUUAACUGAUGAAAUGAAACAGAGAUUAAAACUGUUGAUAGACGAAGUAUCGAAAGACAAUGUGGUAUUGAAGGAUGUUUCUGCUUUGCUUUCUCCAGAGGAUAAGAGCACCGUUCGUGAGAGCAUGAUCAAGAUCUCGAGACACUUUGCCAACGUAGAUAGUAUCAUCAGUUACUACUUCCUUCUCACCAGCGACGCCAAUGGUACGAAGAGGUUGAUACAAAUGAAAUACAUGACCAAGAACAUCAUGGAUAACCUCCAUAGAGGCAUCUACUUGGCUGGACCAGAUUUGAUCGAAAAGUUGAACUCACAAUAUGAGAGACACUUUGGCUACGUCAAGCAGCAGUUUGCUAUAAGAAGACAGCAGAUGCAAAGACUGCAGCAGGGCAAUCAACAGGCUCCGCAGCCUCCAGCUCAGGCAAUUAAUCGCCAGGCUCAAUUCCCUCAACCGCAACAACCAAUUGCACAACCCCAACCGGCCAAUCUUGGUCCUGCUAACAAUUGGCCCAACGUAGGACUUCCACCUUCACAGGGUUCGAAUGGUCAACAAAGAGGCGCUAUCAGCAGUAGUCCAUUGAUGCCACAGAGUGCCUCUCCAAUGAUGGCUAAUAAUUUGAAACAAACUCCAAAGCAGAUUCCUCCACCGGUAAAGAAACCACUGACGAGUGCAGUGAGAAGAAAGGGUUCUACCAAGGGUCUGGUGAAUGGUACUAGCAUUCCUACUCCUGCGGGUACCGCAGCUACACCAGGCAGUUUGGCUAAUUCCAUCAAGACUCCAAAUAGUAUCCCAACUCCACAUCCUGCCACUCACAGUAACAAGAACACCCCAACAGGGCAAUCACCUAAUUAUCCAGUUAAGAAUACUCCAACGGGUAGUGGAGCUCCUGCAACUGAUGCUGAUAUUUUCAUCAACACUAAGGAUGACUCGAAACUGGCCAAGAGAAGAGAUUUGUCCAAUUCCGAUCCAGAAAAGUUCUUCUAUGCUUCGUUGGCUAACUUGCUUGAGCUCGAGGACUCGUUCGUUGACAUCAAGGACGCGACGUUACCCAGAACACCUACAUUGGUCAACGGUAAACCGACAGCCAAGUCUCCAUUGUCACCAGCUAUUCACGGUGGUGAAUGGACUUGUGAGAUCAAGCCAAAUGCGAUCACUUCUGCAUUCAGGCAGGUAGACAGUAUCAAGGAAUUGGUGUCGAACGACAUCAUAGAGAGGUGUACCAACUUGGCCAUAGAAGAAUCAGACAGAAGAAAUGUCAAUGGCGAAGUGAAUGGCAUUGAGGGUUCUUCUAACGGUGGUAUCAAGAGAAGCAGCGAAGACGACGACUUGGAGAACUUGUUUGUGGAAAAGAAAGCCAGAACCGCUGAAGAAGAUUACAAGUAUGUUUAUGAGCCAGUUUCGUUUGACGAGUGGAAGCAGUUUGUGGUAUCCAGUAUACAAUAAUGAGAUUUACAAAAGGGCAUUUUGUUUUAGCAAUAUGUCAUAUACUUUUCUUUAGUUCAAAAUUUCCUUGGUUAUUUUAGUAUUACUAUUUGUUCGCUUUUAAUAUUGUUAUUUAAUAGUACGUUUCUUACAG